This is a messenger RNA of Balaenoptera musculus (blue whale), 1015 nucleotides long. RefSeq names its product synapsin-1-like. The record is from RefSeq and is a predicted model, not a curated record. The transcript has 3 exons. Bases 80 to 1015 code for a protein of 311 amino acids. NCBI's taxonomy places the organism in Eukaryota, Metazoa, Chordata, Mammalia, Artiodactyla, Balaenopteridae.
CCCCCUGCCCGCCUGCCGCCUGGCCCGGCCGCCCACAGCUCGCCAUUGGGCCUCACUCCUGGGGUCCCGCGCGCCGACCAUGCUGAUUGGCCGCUGGGGCUUCAUUCACAGCCCCCCCUACCUUCCGCGUAUACGCUCACGCCCCGGGGGCGCGGCCGCCACGUGGGGAGUGGCGCGGGGGUGGCACUGGGACCGCACCCCCUUUCGUCCUGGCUGCGUGGGCCCCACUUUCCCCCGGCGCUGGAGACUCCGAGCCCGGCGGGUCCCACGCUCCAAGCGAGCAGAAUUCCCGCCGGUCACCCGCCCGGAUGGCCAGAGGCGGUGGCGGGGAUGGCGGGCUCCGGGAGGCGCUCGGGUUCCGAGAAGCAGCUCAGCCCCGCGCUCCUCCUUCCGCCGUGCCGCUGCCGGCGGGCCGGGAUUCCCGCGGGUCUCGGCGGCUGCGAGCGGCAGGCGGCGCGGGUCCCCGGCUCGGUUGCGGCGCGGCUGCUCACCUCGCCCGCCUCGCCUCCCGCGACUUCCAGCGGGCACGGAGCUCUCCUCUGCGCUCCUCCCCGGCCCGUCUCGUAUUCCCUCUUCACCCUCUAGACCACCCAGCGCAACUCCGUCGACCUCCGCCGCCCUGAGAGAGCGUCGGGCGCGGGCAGAGUCGGACCGGCCCCGACUUCACGCCUCUCACGGGCUCUCCUUUUCCCGGGCGCCGCGGCCCAGCGCCAGGAAGCCCGAGCCGGAUGCUGGGCCCCUUCCUCCCCCAUCCCCCAGCACCUGGGACGUGCUUGUCGCUGCUGCUCUCCAGGUCUCCCGCCCUCCUGGAGCAGCCACCGUGGGCCCCAGGGGCCUGGAAACCACAAAUGACUCCCUGCUGCCGGGUUGCUGGCUGCCUUCUGCCCGCCAGCCCGUCCCGCUGCACACGGCAGAUAAUCACGUGGUGGGAGCAGAGCUGCUGGAAGGUGGGGGUGAGGAGCAGCCACCCCUGUGGACAACAGUGUCAGGACCCAAAAGGCGCUCAACCAUGUGA